CCUCUUUCUAUAUAUCCUGAAAAAUAUCAUAUUUGACGGAAUGUAUAUUUAUUUUUAAUAUGAUUUUUAUAGAAUAAGAUUUCUUGAAAAAGCAAAAUCAAUUUUGAUGUGUGGCGUCAGGCAAUGGCAACUCCUAGUUGUUAUUUUUCUAAUAAUUACUAUAAUUACAAUUGCCUGUGCUACUUCCACAUGAAUCGAGCACUCGUAGCGCCGUCGGUUUGUCAUCGCCUCAGUUGCGUCGGGAUUUCCAGGUCCGGGUUCGGGUUUGUGUUGCAGAAUUCAAAGAGGAGGAGAUGGUUGGAGCUGGGGCGUCGCCGUUUCAGGUUUGUUGUCAGUGCUCAGCUGUCCAGCUCGCUGUCAGUGAACAUUGGCUUGGAUUCUCAGAGUAUUUACUCCCAUGAAUCCUCACAUUUGCCAUGGGUUGGGCCGCUUCCUGGGGAUAUUGCUGAAGUUGAGGCUUAUUGUAGAAUCUUUAGGGCAGCAGAACGGUUUCAUAAUGCUCUAAUGGAUGCAUUGUGCAAUCCACUGACUGGAGAAUGUAGUGUUUCUUAUGAUGUGCCUCCGGAGGAUAAAUCGUUAUUGGAGGAUAAAAUAGUUUCAGUUCUUGGUUGCAUGGUAUGCCUCCUCAAUAAGGGAAGGGAAGAUGUCCUUUUGGGACGAUCUUCCAUCAUGAAUUCAUUCCGUGACUUAGAUAAAACUGUAAUGGAUGAUAAGCUUCCCCCACUUGCAAAUUUUCGCUCGGAGAUGAAAAGUUAUUGUGAGAGCUUGCAUGUUGCCCUAGAGAAUUAUUUGACACCUGGUGAUGAUCGAAGUUUAAAUGUUUGGAGAAAACUGCAAAGAUUGAAAAUGGUAUGCUAUGACUCUGGAUUUCCCCGAGGGGAUGAUAGCCCUUGCCAGACAUUGUUUGCAAAUUGGAAUCCUGUUUACUUGUCCACCUCAAAAGGAGAAGCACAAUCACAAAACUCCGAGGUUGCUUUUUGGAAGGGUAGCCAGGUUACAGAAGAAAGUUUGAAGUGGCUCCUGGAGAAAGGGUUCAGAACUGUUAUAGAUCUCAGAGCAGAGAUUGAGAAGGACAACUUUUAUGAAGCUGCUCUAGGUGAAGCUAUUUCAUCUGGGAAGAUUGAACUGAUUAAACUUCCAGUUGAAGUUGGUACUGCACCUUCAAUGGAGCAGGUUGUGCAAUUUGCUGCUUUAGUGUCAGAUUCGAGCAAAAAGCCCAUUUAUUUACACAGCAAGGAAGGAAGACGGAGGACAUCUGCUAUGAUCUCUAGGUGGAAGCAAUACAUGGAUCGCAUCUCAUCCACUCAAAGGCGAGUGAGUAAUACUGACCUUAGACCUCAAGGUACUCGAGCAGUUGAAGAUUCUGAUUUCUCUAUGAACUUUGAUGAAGGUAAAUCAUCUCAUAAUGGCAUUGAGUCACUCCAACAAAAAUCUGAUAAGUCUUAUAGUACCCUCGGGGCAGUCUAUAAUCAAGAUGCUCCUGCCAGACAAAACCAAUCGGGAAGCCCUGGCGAAGCUAAUAAUAACAUGACAACCACUGAGGACACUGCUGUGAUCUCUGGUAAUGGUGGAAUAGGAUCAACUACUGACUUCAAUGAAGAUGUGAAUCCACUGGAGUCUCAACUACCUCCUCCUGAUAUUUUCUCUAGAAAAGAGAUGUCCAAUUUUUUCAGAAGUAAAACGAUUUCACCAGAAACAUACUUUAGUUACGAACAGAAGAGAUUGGAGAUGCUAUCUGCUUUGCAGUACAAUUACAACGGGACCAUCUUGAAGGAAGAAGCCAACUCUAAAUCAAGCAUCAAUGAAGAACAGAGUAUGAACGGAUCACUUGGCAGCGUAGAGUUAUCAUCAAAGCCACAGACUGUUGCUUUCACUAAUGGGUCAUUUCAGGAUCCUACUGUUCUUUCUAGCCCUAUGACUCAUCUAGAUAAAACCAACAGUGGUGUGGGUUAUGACAGGAGUAAGGAAAAUGGUUCUGUUUACACAAGCAAUGACCUAUCAAAGAAUGCCACAUCCACUAUGGUUGCUGGACAGAAUAGACGUGAUGCUGACAGUUAUCUCUCUUCAGAUGAUGAAAACUUGGAUAUGCUUGAAGGAAAUAUGUGUGCUUCGACAACUGGUGUUGUAAGGGUGCAGUCAAGAAAGAAAGCAGAGAUGUUCUUAGUUAGAACAGAUGGAUUUUCUUGCACCAGAGAAAAGGUAACAGAGUCUUCCUUGGCAUUCACUCAUCCUAGCACUCAGCAGCAGAUGCUUUUGUGGAAAUCUACCCCGAAAACUGUAUUGUUAUUGAAGAAGCUGGGCCAUGAACUCAUGGAAGAAGCUAAAGAGGUUGCCUCUUUCUUACAUUACCAGGAGAAGAUGAAUAUUCUUGUUGAACCUGAGGUUCAUGAUGUUUUUGCUAGAAUUCCAGGAUUUGGGUUUGUCCAGACGUUCUAUAGUCAAGAUACAAGUGACCUUCAUGAGAGGGUUGAUCUUGUGGUUUGCUUGGGAGGAGAUGGGGUCAUACUUCAUGCAUCCAAUUUAUUCAGAGAUGCAGUUCCACCUGUUGUCUCAUUUAAUCUUGGAUCCCUAGGGUUUCUCACCUCUCAUACUUUUGAUGAUUAUAGAAGUGAUCUAAGACAAGUGAUUCAUGGAAACAACACAAUUGACGGGGUUUAUAUUACUCUUAGAAUGCGUCUACGGUGCGAAAUAUUUCGAAAUGGGAAAGCUAUGCCUGGCAAAAUAUUUGAUGUCCUCAAUGAGAUUGUAGUUGAUCGUGGUUCUAAUCCAUAUCUUUCAAAGAUUGAAUGUUAUGAACAUGAUCGCCUCAUAACCAAGGUACAAGGUGAUGGAGUUAUAGUUGCCACUCCUACUGGAAGUACAGCUUAUUCCACAGCUGCUGGAGGUUCUAUGGUCCAUCCGAAUGUCCCAUGCAUGCUCUUCACACCGAUUUGUCCACAUUCUCUCUCAUUCAGACCAGUCAUACUUCCAGAUUCUGCUCGGCUUGAAUUAAAGAUUCCAGAGGAUGCACGAAGCAAUGCUUGGGUCUCGUUUGAUGGGAAGAGAAGGCAACAACUCUCAAGAGGGGAUUCUGUUCGGAUAUCUAUGAGCCAACAUCCACUUCCAACUGUCAACAAGUGUGACCAAACAGGUGAUUGGUUCCGAAGCUUGAUUCGUUGCUUGAACUGGAACGAAAGACUAGACCAGAAAGCCCUUUGAAGGCCAUAAGAUAUAGUUUCUUUUUUCUUUUCUCUGCUAAUGUAUAUAAUAGUGUACAGGUUAUAUAGCUCAAAGGUUACAAAUUUCUCAACUCAGAAAUAGCAUUGUGAUAGGCUGUAUAUUCAGCUGAUUGUACAUUGUCAUAUGUCAUCUAAUGUCUGAAGACCGACCAUAUUCUUGACCCAUCAAGUUACUUCACUAAAUUAUGGUGGCUUGAUGGACAAUUACCUCUUUAUAACCAAAAGAUAAAUAAAUGAAGGAUUUUACCAAA
Messenger RNA from Sesamum indicum (sesame), 3469 nucleotides. It is a transcript of the gene NADK2, whose product is annotated as NAD kinase 2. The record is from RefSeq and is a predicted model, not a curated record. Gene Ontology annotation, biological process: NAD+ metabolic process; NADP+ biosynthetic process. Gene Ontology annotation, molecular function: NAD+ kinase activity. NCBI's taxonomy places the organism in Eukaryota, Viridiplantae, Streptophyta, Magnoliopsida, Lamiales, Pedaliaceae.